AUGAACGAAGACCCACAGUCUGAAAUUAUGGAAAGAUACAAUGAGUCAGCUUAUUUGAGAGAAGAUCAGCUUUCACAGUUUGACCAGAAUAAUAUUGUGGUUAAGGAAGAACAAACACACAUACAAGACCACCAUCCGUCAGAACUGGGAUCACAUCCUGAUGAAUUGCAAGAUCAAGGUAUACAUACUGUCAUAGAUGAACACGAAGACCAAGUGAGUACUCAAAAUAUAGUGGAUGAAGAAGAGUUACUAGCAGCACAAGCAGCAGCAGAGGCAGCAGCAGCAGCCCAACAACAACAACCUGGCGACGUUUUCAACAAUGUUGCUCAAGGGUUAUCAGGGAAACAUCGAGAUAUGAUGAUGCAAUAUUGGCAAGAGACUAUAAAUUCAAUAGAGCACGAUGAACACGAUUUCAAAAACCAUCAGUUACCCUUAGCGAGAAUAAAAAAAGUAAUGAAGACCGACGAAGAUGUGCGAAUGAUCAGUGCUGAAGCUCCGAUAUUAUUUGCCAAAGGUUGCGACGUGUUUAUCACUGAAUUGACAAUGAGAGCAUGGAUACACGCAGAAGAAAACAAAAGAAGGACAUUACAGAAAUCAGAUAUCGCAGCUGCUUUGACCAAGAGUGAUAUGUUUGAUUUUCUAAUUGACGUUGUUCCAAGAGAAGAGGAGAAACCCAAAAAAUCCAAUAAUAGUCUGUCGAGGUCGGACACUUAUGUAAAUACUCAACAAUCCCCACAGAUACCAGAAGUAGAGGAAGAGGUCCCCAACAUGCUUACACAAGAUGUCAAGAAUUCGCAUCUGGAUGCAUUGCAACAACAAAUAUUACAAGAUCAAUUAUUACAGCAACAGCUACAACAGGAAGUUCAACAGCAGUUGCAACAGGAAGUCCAACGUCAAUUACAGGAGGACGUAUCACCAUCAGGUCCUCAACAAGGUUCACAACAAGAAGAAGAUAUUACAAAUGGGGUAGAUAAUUCAAACGGUCAUAAUGAUGAAACUACUACUUAUCAGAAUUUUAACGGUUAUCAAAACAAUUAUUAG
This is a messenger RNA of Candida dubliniensis CD36, 1041 nucleotides long. It is a transcript of the gene HAP5, whose product is annotated as Hap5p. The transcript has a single exon. Bases 1 to 1041 code for a protein of 346 amino acids. NCBI's taxonomy places the organism in Eukaryota, Fungi, Ascomycota, Pichiomycetes, Serinales, Debaryomycetaceae. Gene Ontology annotation, molecular function: protein heterodimerization activity; DNA binding; DNA-binding transcription activator activity, RNA polymerase II-specific. Gene Ontology annotation, biological process: regulation of DNA-templated transcription. Gene Ontology annotation, cellular component: nucleus; CCAAT-binding factor complex. The record is from RefSeq and is a predicted model, not a curated record.